CGCUCUACCCGUCGUCCGCCGCCUCGCUGCCCGGCUGGAGGACUGACGGCAGGGAGCCGGCAGAGGAGGCGGAGAGAGAAGAUGGCGGAGGCCUCGGCGGCGGCGGCGGCCGCCGUGUCCCAGCACCGCUUCUUCUGCCACAGCUGCAAGGGGGAGGUCAGCCCCAAGCUGCCGGAGUACACGUGCCCCCGGUGCGAGUCCGGCUUCAUCGAGGAAGUCACGGAGGAUUCCAGUUUCCUGGAUGGCAGCGGUGCUGAGGACGGCCCGUCGGCGCAGUUUGCGGAGCUCUGGGACCACUUGGACCACACCAUGUUCUUCCCCGACUUCAGACCCUUCCUGAGCAGCAGCUCGCUGGACCAAGACGGCAGGGACAACGAGCGGGGCCACCAGGCCCACGCCGACCUCUGGGGGCCGAGCCGGCCGCCGCGGUUGCCCAUGGCGCGGAGGUACCGCUCCCGGGGCAGCUCGCGCCCCGACCGCUCCCCGGCCAUCGAGGGAAUCAUCCAGCAGAUCUUUGCGGGCUUCUUCGCCAACUCAGCCAUUCCCGGCUCGCAGCACCCGUUUUCCUGGAGCGGGAUGCUGCACUCCAACCCCGGGGACUACGCGUGGGGACAGAGCGGCCUCGACGCCAUCGUCACCCAGCUCCUGGGGCAGCUGGAGAACACGGGCCCCCCCCCGGCCGACAAAGAGAAGAUCUGCGCUCUGCCGACGGUGGCGGUCACUCAGGAACAAGUCG
Molecule: messenger RNA, 736 nt
Organism: Numida meleagris (helmeted guineafowl)
Lineage: Eukaryota; Metazoa; Chordata; Aves; Galliformes; Numididae
Gene: RNF115
Product: ring finger protein 115
Biological process (GO): protein ubiquitination; ubiquitin-dependent protein catabolic process; positive regulation of DNA-templated transcription
Cellular component (GO): nucleoplasm; cytoplasm
Molecular function (GO): ubiquitin protein ligase activity
Source: RefSeq, a predicted model, not a curated record